Molecule: messenger RNA, 9868 nt
Organism: Diabrotica balteata
Lineage: Eukaryota; Metazoa; Arthropoda; Insecta; Coleoptera; Chrysomelidae
Source: the annotation of a GenBank genome assembly
AUUCAAGAGCAAGAGUUCAUGCUAGACUAUCCGUAAAUGUGGAAGAUGAUGUUCAAUUCACUUUGUGUAGUUAUUUUUAAAUAGCAAUGAGAAUGAGACGUUGGUGGUGCCUAUUUGGGAUUAUUCCAGUAAUAGAAAUAGUUUUAGGGAUAGUAAGGGUGUCUGAACGAUGCCCAGAUGUAUGUAUUUGUGCGAAUCAUGUUACCGAUUGUCAGAGAGCAGAUUUGACUGAUUUACCCAACGGUAUAGACCCAGAUGUAAUGAGCCUAGAUAUGUCUAUCAACAGCCUAGAAGAAAUUCCAUCAGGACUGAAAUAUUACCCUCACCUAAAAUAUGUAAACAUGUCACACAAUCGGAUAGCAAUCUUGGGCCAUCAAGACUUUAAUGGAUUGUCUAAUUUAACAACUUUGGACUUGUCCUUCAACAAUUUUCUUGACUGGAGGGAUAUACAGGCACAAACAUUUGUGAAUUUAAAAAAAUUAGAGUCGAUGAACUUUUCUAGUAACCCUCUAAGGGUUCUCUCAAUAUCACACUUUAAUUUACAACCUUUAAAGAGCCUUCUACUAAAUAAUUGUUCCAUUGAACUAAUACCUAAGGGAUUUGUGAAAAGUAUUCCCAAUUUAAAAGAAUUAUAUUUAGCACAUAACCCAAUUGGCAGUUUAAGAGUAAAUAUGAGCUCAAAAACGUUAAAAGUAUUGGACUUAAGUAACUGUCACUUAAGUCGAAUAAGUGAAUAUGCGUUUACGUACCUAGAAACAUUAGAAACAUUGUAUUUAAAUAAAAACAGGUUUCUUAGAAAUAUUACUAUUAACUCAGAAACAUUACUUUACUUAGAUAUAUCUGAGAGCUUUUUAGAGAGCAUACCACAUGGUAGCAUGCGCGAACUUAGAAGCUUAAAUUUAUACGGAAAUAUGUUACGAGAACUAAGAAAUAACAAAUUUAUAAACACUCCAAAUCUAGUAACCCUUAAUUUGUCUCUAAAUGCGAUUACCUCGAUAGAUAGAAAUGCAUUUAGAGGUUUGGAAUACGUUAAAGCUAUAGACCUGUCAUUUAACAAACUCAAUAUUAUACCUGUAGGUGCUUUCUUUUCUACCAAGAGCUUAAUAAGAUUAAAUGUAUCACACAACUAUUUAUCUUCAAUAGACAAUUUGAACAGCGUAUCAUUGAAUGGAUUAGAUGCUAGUUAUUGUGAAAUUAGCACUGUCUCACCAGACUCUCUUUCUCGACUACCAAAGUUAUCCUACUUAUCUUUAAAAAGAAAUUUCAUAACCACGUUGCCGGACAAUUGGUCAGCUCAGUACCUUCGCUCCUUAGAUUUAAGCGACUGUAGAAUCAAAACUAUAAACAACAAAACUUUUUCACAAAUGUCUUCCUUACAAGAAAUUGAUCUUUCCAGUAACCGCCUAACGACAGUACAUUACACUAAUUUUCCUCGAAAUAUACUAGUAAUAUCAAUCACAGAUAACUUAUGGAGAUGUGACUGUUCAGUGUUGAAAGAAACCUACGAAUGGUUGCAGCUGCAUGGUUCUUUCGUCGAUGAACUAAUCUGCGAUUCCCCUGAAAGUGUAGAUGGUCAAAAUUGGUUAAUGGCAUGUCAGUCACAAUGGUAUCCAUCCUCGGAAAAAAAAGAUCACCUAUGGUGGUACUCCAUUGCUUUAUUAAUAUCAAUGUUAGUUCUUCUCCUGACCAUAGUAGCACUAAGAAAAAUAAAUGACGCAAGAGAGAAGAGAUACCAAGAAAUAGAACAAAGAAGACUGCAGCAAGAAAGAGAAACCCGGGAAGCCCGCGAGAGGAUGUUACAAAUGCAAAGAGAGUAUAGAGAAGAAACCAAUCAAAAUGCCCCAGAUCCCAGAGAAAGUCAGGGCCCCCCGUCGUACACAGACGCCUUACUACUUCCAAGACUUGACUCAUCUCACCCCAGCUUAGCAGGUAGUUACCACUCAUUUGGUUCUAGAGGCAGCCUUCACGGCAGUAAUCCAGAAGUCAAUAAAAAAGGUAAAAUAAGACGAAAGAAAAGGCGGAGAAGGUCCGAGUCCGAAAGGCCUUCAGUACGCCAAGUUAGUGAAGAAUCUAAUGAGUCGGAAAGUGGACAGAGAGAACCGCCCCUUGAAAGCGAUUUUUAAUCUGUAAAUAUUAAGUAUUGGAUCAAAUACCAAAGAAAAGCGAGUGUUUUAUCAAAAAUAGUCGCUUAAUAGUAAUUAUGCGGAAUUAAAAUAUUUAAAAGGAGAUUUACAAAGUUGUUUCGCUAAAAUCUAUGCAAAAUCGAAGUGUUUAAAUAACGUAUUAGGGUAUUUGAUGGUAUGGUUCUAUAUUUUACCUAUUUGGUACUACUACAAGCAACUGGUUUUAUGAUCAUUACCAAUUGUCUGUUGUCUUAUAAACUCUUUUCUUACAGUUCGGAAAACACAUUCGUCCAAUUAUAUCUUAUAUUUUAUAUUAACUUAACAUUAAGAAACUGGUGAUGUUUAGGACAAAUAUUAUAUCUAAUGUAAUUUGUGACAUUACAAAACACCGACUUAUCUAUGUUUUCUCAUUACGGCGCUUCCUGAACACCAUUUUUCUUCAAUUAAUUGUCUUUGUUUAACUGGUUAUCUUUUGUUUUAAUUUCCAUGUAUUAGAAAGUAUUACUUCUCAAAUAGCAUUUUCUUAUAAUUGAUCAACUAGUUUGUUUUGUUAUUUAAGUCAGUGUCUUAGAAUUUUUUUUGAUACGUUGUAUUCAUAACGGCUUUUAUCUAACACCAUUUUUCUGUAACUAAUCAACUGGUUGUCCAUUGUUAUUUUAGUCAAUAUUUUAAACAUUCUUUUUUGGUGCUUUAGACAUCCCCAAAUUUUAAUUAACAUAAAGGAGUAAAACUAAACUCAUUUAAAGGUAAAUAUGAUGGAUUUGGCAAUGUUACCUGACAGAUCUUCUGUAUAUGCCUUAUAUCUAGGUUUCUAAGAAAGUUUACUAUCCAUUUAUGAAAGGCCAUCUAGGUUUCUACCUGCAUAGAAUCGAUAGAAAGCCUACUAUCCACUUUAAGUAUGAUGGCAUGGGCGAAUAAUUGCCCUGAUUGCGAUUUUAUAUAAAUAGUAUUUGAGUAUGCAGGGUCUAGUGGGGACACCUAUAAUUACUAUGAGUGCGGUCUUUUGAAGCUGCAAAAUUACUUUUGUAUAGCGAGCAGAAGGUUCUAAUAACUUUUUUGUUUAUCCCUGGAAUAGAAUAAGUUCCUUGUUCAUUUUAAGGAAUCUUCAAUUAUGCGGGAUUUUGAUACAUCACAGAAUGGCUCUGGUCUAAUCAAAGGAGUAUUAGUUGCUUUUUUAACAACGGUGUUAGUUCUGCUACACGACUGUUUGGAGUCUCAAACUGUUAUUAACUCAGAUGAAGUAAUAGACUUUACUACCUUCAGCUUUGCUUUAUGAGCUUCUUCUUCUUCUUAAAGUGCCCUCUCCUCAAUGGAGGUUGGCUACUACAAUUUUAAACUCUUCUCUAUCUUGAGCUGUUCUUAUUAGCUGUUCAAAAUUUAGCCCUGUCCAUUGUCGGAUGUUUCUGAGCCACUAUAGUUCUUUCCUUCCUAGGCCUCUCUUUCCCUCGAUUUUUCCUUUCGCUAUAAGUUGGACAUAUUGGUACUUAUUAUUUCUCAGUAUGUGGCCUAGGUAUGAUGUUUUUCUUACUUUUACUGUGUUAAAAAGUUCUCUUUCCUUGCCUAUUAUAUGCAGCACUUCUUCGUUUGAGGUAUGCGAUGUCCAUGAAAUUUUGAGUAUUGUCCGGUUUAUGAGCUAACAAAUAUUUUAAUUCAGAUGAGGUGUUUUUUCAGUUAAUUUUAAACAGGACAAUAUAGAAGUAUUUCCGUAGGCUCUGGAUAGUCUGGCUCUAAGACCACUAACUUCUAUCCCUACUCGUUUUGUUCCUGACUCAGAACUAGACUUUCAUAUGUAUGCACAGAAGAAAAAAGUCCAAAAGUACCUCUAAAGCUGUAGUAGGCCACGAUUUCAUUGCACUUAUAUUUACUAAACAUGCAAGUCUUCGCACUUUUUGCAACAAUGUUAUUACCUAGUCUUUUUAAGAUGUAUGACAAAAUAACCCAAGGCAUCUAUGGUGAAUUCUUAAUUAUAGGCAAAUCGAUCUUCGUGAAGGGGUAAAUUUCUCUCAUUCUUCUUCUUCUUAUACCAUGUGCUUUUAAAACAUUGGUUACCAUCAUAGCUAUCUUAAUUUUAUUCACUGCCAGUGCUAUUUUUCCUUCCAUGGUAUUUUGUAGUAACCUAUAUUUGGGAUCUCUCAUUACAUGUCCAAAAUACUCCAGCUUUCUCUGCUUGAUGCUUUUUAUGAUCUCAGUAGUUUUGCUGAGACGGAUGUAUUAGCUUCAGAAAAAUUUUCAAUAAGCAAUUUCACAAACUAAUGGUUCUGUAAUCAGCACAGGUUUUUGCUGUUGUUUCUUAGGUAGAGCUAUAAACAGUGAAUUAGACCAACCAUUAGGUAGUUGUCCGCUGGUAUAAAUGGUAUUCAAAAACGAAGUUAUAGCCUCUAAAAUAUUGUUAUUAUUUAUAAGCUUGUAUAUUUCAGUUGGAAUUUCAUCAAGACCAGUCUGCAAUUUUUUGAUGAUUGUAUGGCUUUUAUAAUCUCAGAGCGUGUUAUUAAACGUCCGUCGCAGUUAGUAAUAUCGGAAGGUGAACUACUCCUAUUGUCUUCGAAUAGGUUCGUGACAUAAUUUUCCCAUUCUUUAAGUUUGUCCUUUAUUUCAUAUAUUACUCUACCAUGUUCAUCCUGUAGCAAUGCCAUUUGUUUCUUAUUGAAGACACCAGCCACUUUUUUUACUUUUUUAUACAUGUUAAACGUGUCGUAUCUUUGUGUCGUUUUCAAGUUCUUCAAUGUCAUGACGCUGUUUGGCUAGACAUUGACUCUUUGCUUCUCGUAUUUUACGUCGAAUUUCUUUUUGUAUGCUAUUGUAAAGUGUUUCGUUGUUUUCCGCUAGUCGCCGUUGUUCCAUCAAAUCCAAUAUGUCAUCUGUCAUCCAAGCCUGCUUUUCUAGCUUUGAACUGCCUUUUAAAUUUCUCACACAGAUUUCUUUUACUAUUGUUACGAUUUUAUUAAAGCCCUCAUCGACGUUUUCACCCAUAUUUUCCAAAAUUAAAUUUUCGUUCAGUUGUCUUUGAACGGAUUCCUUAACUUUCUCGUCUUGUAAUUGGGCUGUAUCAAUAUUUUUGCGAAACUUCUUUUUGAUCACCUUUUUAGUUUUAAUUGGGUUACAACUACUAUGGGAUUGUGAUCAGACCCAAUGUCAGCACCUGGAUAAGUUUUAACUGAUUUGAUGCCGUUUCUAAACCGAUUUUUUAUUAGAAUAAAGUCGAUUUGGUUCCUAAUAAUUUUGUCCUCUGAUUCUGCAUUUGACUUCCAGGUGUAGAGUUUUCUCGAUGGUAGUUUAAAGUGAGUAUUCGAUAAAAUUAAAUCGUGUUCUUGACAGAACUGGACAAGUCGAUCUCCACGUUCGUUUCUGUUUCCCAAGCCAUAAUCCCCCACAAUGUUCAAAUAGCGUCCUUUGCCGAGCUUAUCGUUAAAAUCUCCGAGGACUAUGGUAUUUUCUGUAUCAGUAAGAUCUUUGUAAAAUGCUUCUAAUGCUUCUCUUAUUGUCAAGCAUUAACUGUGUAUGUAAGUGUUGAGUAUAUUUUUAUACUCUUCAGAAGACAGAAGGCUAGGAUGAUAUGUCUACAUGACUUUGGUAUAUCUGGCCACUCUUAGGAAUAAAACACACCCUAAUUUGUCGUUAUUCUUUUGGAACAUAACCUAAAAUUAAAUUGAUCUUUAAUAUGUUUCCAAAGUGAGGCAAUAGAAAAGAUAGAAUAUAUCGUGAUAGAAUAGCGAAAAGGAUAAUUCCACAUUAUUUCUAAACGAACUAUAAAAACAACGUUGAAAAAUCCGAAACGUAGGUUAACUACAUUUUCUAUUUAUAUUAUUUAAAAAGUGAGAGGAAAGUUGUAGUUUUUAAGAUAUUUACUAUAUAAACAAUUGUAAUGUUUAACGUUUACUAAAUUUUGAUUAAAAACAAACAAAAUUUUUAAUAGUUGUUUAUGUACUUUAUAAAACACAAAGUAUAGUUGCGGUAAAACAUAUAGUAGAACGCUCAGAUUUAUAGGUUUUGAUACUUCUGCUUAAAGAUAUAGUCCAGCGGCUGGUAGUUCUGCUAAUUACAAAUAUUCAUUUUUUACUUAGGUCUUUACUUUUUUUAAAACAGGAGUGUUGUCAUUAUUACACUUGUAAUUUGUUUCAAUAUUUUGCACAACACAAAAAUUAACAAGGAAUCACAUACUCAUACACUUAAUUCCUUUUCUCCUUCUUUCGUAUUUUCUGCGUUACUAUCAUCUUCUUCUUAUUGAUAUACAAUGACCUUUCACAACGUUCUUAUUGAAGAUCCCGACUGCUUGAAUUAUUAAUAGGUUUUGAAAAUUUGUAAUAACAUCGCUUCUUACUAUGGUAGGGUUCAUUUUAAACUAUCUUGUAUAAAGUUGAAAAUGGAAUGUCUGUUAAAUCAGAAGUUGCUGUACCAACAGUUUUUGUACACAUUGAAACAUAAUUGCUGUAUUUCAGCAUUUAAAUGGAUUCGAAUCUUCUUUAUGGCUACUUUUUUUUCAAGAAUUAACAUUCACACCAGCACUGGCUCUGACACUUUCUACAAAAUCAGUGUAGUUAAUAUUUUCGACCACAUUGUUCAAUGGACGCUCCAUCACUAUUCAAAUAAUGAAAUUACAGCAAGCAACAGUCUAGUCUCUACUAAUUAACUGCUUCAUAACUAAAACGCUUCGGGUGCACAGACAUCCUGUCUGUGCCGAAGGUAACAGUUACUGCAUCUUGUUCUUCUAAAUGUGCCUAUCUUCUAGAGUUGUUGGCGACCACAUUGACCCAUCUUAUUCGAUUCACAGCAGCUCGAAAUAGAUCAGUUGACGUUCAUCAUCAUCAUAAUUCCUCAACCUCUUGCAUCCACUGUUGGAUAUAGGUCUCCUCCAUGUUCUUCCACUGUUCUCUAUCUUGCGCCUUCUGUAUCCAAUUUCCGACUGUUUUUCUCAAGUCGUCCAUCCAUCUUUUUGGUGAUCUGCCUCGGUGUCUUUUGUCUUCUCUAGGUCUCCAUUCUAUGAGUCUUUUGGUCCACCUAUUAUCAUUUAAACGUGCUAUAUGUCCAGCCCAUCUCCAUUUGGCUUGUGCAAUUUUUUCUAUGACAUCUGUCACUUUAGUCCUCUCUCUCACUAUCCUAUUUGGUACCAUAUCUCUUCUAGUUAUUCCCAACAUUGCUUUUUCCAUUUUUCUUUGGGUUACUCUUAAUUUAUUUGCAGAAUGUUUGGUUAAAGUUAUUGUUUCGGUACCAUAUGUUAUUACUGGCAGUAUGCAUUGAUUGUAAAUCUUUUUCUUCAAGCAAAUCGAUAGCGUUCCUUUUAGAAUAUCUCGCAUCUUGCCAAAUGCUGCCCAUCCCAAGCCUAUGCGACGCUGGAUCUCACAAGUUUGAUUGUCUUUUCCUAUUCUAAUUUCAUGCCCUAAAUAGAUAUAGCUAAAGACCUGAUGUACUUCGUUCCCAUCUACCCUCAUAACAUCACUUGGAACUAAAUUGGUCAUGUAUUUUGUUUUUUCAAAGUUUAUGUUCAGGCCUAUUUGUUCUAUUGUCUGUUUUAUUUCUUCCAUCAUUUUUGUGAGCUUUAUUUAAACUCUCGGCUAUAAUGACAAUAUUAUCUGCAAAGCGCAAGUGCCUUAAGUAUUCACCAUCAAUAUUUAUUCCCCUUUUAGCGCAAUCCAGUUUUUUAAAGGCAUAUUCCAGAGCUGCAGUGAAUAGUUGGGGGGAGAUGGUGUCGCCCUGUCUAAUUCCUCGCUCAAUUCUAUAUUUAUCGGUAAAGUCAUGGAGUUUAACAGAUGCUGUGGCGUUGUUGUAUAUAUGUUUUAUCAAAUUUGUAUAUCUAUAGUCUACUCGGCUUUUUUCUAAUGCUCCUAAUACUGCCGGUAAUUCCACGGUAUCAAAAGCUUUCUUGAAGUCUAUGAAAAUCAACGUGAGUGGUUUAUUAUAUUCAACACAUUUUUCAAUUAGUAUUUUAAGUGCUUGUAAGUGGUCAUUUGUUCCAUAACCUUUCCUAAACCCAGCUUGCUCCUUAGACUGAUAGAAAUCUAAUUUUCGUUCUAAACGUUUUAUGAUGAUCUUGGUAAACCAUUUGUAGAGAUGUGACAACAGACUUAUCGGUCUAUAAUUCUCUAGGUCUGAUAUAUCUCCUUUUUUGUGUAUUAGGAUAGUAAUUGCAUUGUUCCAUUUUGUAGGGACAAUACCUUGGUUUAGACAUAGGUUGAAUAGUUCAGUUACUACUUCCAGCAGUUUCUUGCCUCCUACUUUAACAGCUUCUAUUACUAUUUGGUCAUCUUCCGGAGCCUUGUUGUUUUUCAUUUCCUUUAGAGUUCGUUUCACUUCUUGUAUCGUUAGAAAUUAGAAUAGCUAGAAUCGUUAGAAUAGCUUCGUAAGAGCUGUGAUUUGGUGUGACAAUAAUAGCUUUAAAAUUUCACCAUCCACCUCAUCAGAUCCUGGUGAUUCCCCAUCUUUAAUCCGCUUAAUGGCCAUAGUUACUUCUUUGUUUGUUAUUUCUGGGCUGUAAGGGUUGUUUAUUUCAGUCGGACUUCGUGCUGCAUCUUUGCAGUUAAUGUAUGGCUGCACGAAAGUAGAGCUAGGCAGUCACGCAAGAGCAAUAAUAUCGCUUGUUGUUCGUAGUAUACACAAUAUUUUUUCCACUAUCGGUAAAAUGGAACUUUUUUAAUAAAACCAUUUAAUAUAAAUAGUAUUUAUAAUUUGGAAGCUAGAAUUGCAUUCAGUAUACCCUUCACUAAUAAUUCCUGAACAUUUAGGGCGGCAUUCUAUAAAUUCUUGAUUGUUGUGACUGGCAUAUUCCCAUGUUUGUGUAUACGUUUUAUGGAUCAGCUAAAAUUUUCCAUACCAAUAUUUCAAUAUUUUUAUAAAUAAAUUUGGUUAUUGAAAUAUUUAACAAUUUCUUUCAAUAUUUCAUGUUUUUCUGCGAUUUAUCCUGGGAAAAGCCAUAACUAUAGUAGAAUAAAAUAUGUUUCCAAUCAUACUACAGGCAAGGUGUUUGAAGAUCCAGGAAGAAGAGAGAUAUCUUAGCUGCACAAGCCAAGAAAUUUUUUUAACUUGUAAUACUAAAAGACUUUUUAGGGCAUCAAUCAAUAAAACAAAAUAGCCAUAUUAGUAUCAAUAUUUUGUAUAUAGAACUAACUUGCUUAUUGAUCAUAGUGAAUGAUCAGAUAGCAAUAAUCAUAAGAUUCCUAUUGGAGUUUGAUUAAAUAAAAAAAAUAUUGGUAUCAAACAUCGUUACGCUUAAGCACUCCAAGAAUAUGAAGAAAUUAUUAUAGUGGAUAUCGUUUAUAUCGCAGUAAUUAGAACCGGCUAUAAUACCGCAAUCUUUUGUAUAAGUUUAAUAUGACGGUUUUUGCAACACUUGUGGUAUCAUAAAGUGUGUUUGGGGUAUAACUCCUGCUAUUUGCUGAACUAUUCUUUUGAUUAUUAUGUAGUGACCUGUACAAAUCGCGAAAAUUCUUCAGAUCCUAAUGUACAAGUGCAGAAAACUGACCAUUCUCACGAAAUGUCAAUGACAAAAAAAUUCUUUAUUAAGUAAUUUUUAAAAAAAUCCUAAAUGUUUUAAAAAAAAGUAUCAGACAACAUUUAUUGCGUAAUCGCGAUAUUACGUAUAAUAAAUCUAUUAGUAGAUCCCAUUAAUCUCAUUUGAUAUAUUAUGUUUUUUAUUUAUUGUUUGUUUAUUGCAGUACAAAAUAACUAAUCAAUAAAAAUUUACGCAAUGUUAUUGUAAUCUAAAAAUGUGAUAAUACUUUUGUUAAAUAGUUAAUAAAUUGUUUUAAAACUCA